Entelurus aequoreus (snake pipefish) is the source of this 2501-nucleotide messenger RNA. Its product is annotated as junctophilin-1-like. Lineage: Eukaryota; Metazoa; Chordata; Actinopteri; Syngnathiformes; Syngnathidae. The record is from RefSeq and is a predicted model, not a curated record. Gene Ontology annotation, cellular component: junctional membrane complex; plasma membrane; endoplasmic reticulum membrane. Bases 39 to 2072 code for a protein of 677 amino acids. The transcript has 7 exons.
AGCCCUCCGCCCUCCGCCCUCCGCCCUCCCUCCUCCCAAUGACGGGCGGUCGCUUCGACUUCGACGAUGGCGGCACGUACUGCGGCGGCUGGGACGACGGCAAGGCGCACGGCCAGGGCGUGUGCACCGGACCCAAGGGCCAGGGCGAGUACGCGGGCUCCUGGUCCAACGGCUUCGAGGUGGUGGGCGCGUACACCUGGCCCAGCGGGAACGUGUACCGGGGAUACUGGGCGCAGGGCAAGCGCCACGGACUCGGCGUGGAGAGCAAGGGCCGCUGGACGUACCGGGGCGAGUGGACGCACGGCUUCAAGGGGCGGUACGGAGUACGGCAGAGUCUGAACACGCCGGCCCGGUACGAGGGCACCUGGAACAACGGACUGCAGGACGGAUACGGCGUGGAGACGUACGCGGAUGGAGGUACAUACCAGGGUCAGUGGACUGGUGGGAUGCGUCACGGGUAUGGGGUUCGUCAGAGUGUCCCAUACGGCAUGGCAUCAGUCAUCCGCUCGCCUCUCCGAACCUCCCUGGCCUCCCUCCGUAGUGAGCAGAGUAACGGCACAGUGCUGCGCGACAGUCUGACGGACAGCCCUGCCGGCACCCGUGGAGGCUUCGUGCUGAACUUCCAUUCAGACGGAGACGGUUCUGACAAAAAGAAGGGUCUCUUCCGCCGCGGCUCUCUCUUCGGCAGUCUACAGCGGUUGCGCAAAUCAGACUCGCGCUCGUCCAUCUCCAGCAAACGCAGCUCAGCACGUAGCGACACCACCAUGAGUCGAAUCAGUUCCAGUGAUGCCAACUCCACCAUAAGUUUUGGAGAUAAUGAUGACUACUUGCCUCUGGAGGACAACGUCGACGCCACCACUACCGAGUCCUACAUGGGAGAGUGGAAGAAUGACAAGCGCAGCGGUUUUGGUGUCUCCGAGCGGUCCAACGGCAUGAAGUAUGAAGGAGAAUGGUUAAACAAUAAGCGCCAUGGCUACGGCUGUACUGUCUUUCCCGAUGGCACCAAAGAAGAAGGGAAGUACAAGAAUAAUGUGUUGUCCCGAAGUAUCAGGAAACAGUUGAUACCAAUGAGGAACACCAAGACCAAACAGAAGGUGGAUCGAGCCGUUGAAGGAUCAGUGAGAGCAGCUGCUAUUGCCAGAACCAAAGUAGAGAUUGCCAUCUCCAGAACAUCUCACACUCGGGCCAAAGCAGAGGCAGCAGACCAAGCUGCGCAGUCAGCUAGUCAAGACUCAGACAUUGCCAGAGCUGUGGCCAAAGAACUCUCACCCAGCUUCUACCAGCCAGGCCCGGACUAUAUUCGGCAGAAAUACAACGAGCCGGUGGAAGUGAAGGAGAUCCCAGACGAGAUUAAACCGGAGAAAACUCCUUCAAGUAGCCCUCAUUUCUACCGCAAAGGCACAACGCCGUCACAUUCGCCAUCUCAGAGCCCGGUCCCCAGCCCCACUGCUUCACCGACUCUCAUCCAGAAGACUUUAUUCAGCAGUAAACCGCCUGCCACCGUCAACCCCCCGAACUCUGCUGGGAGUGACAACAGAACCCCAACGCAUGAGUCCUUAACCGCAGGAAUUACAAAGGAUGCAUCGAAACUUUCUCUCAAACAGGAAGGGAGGCAACAGGCGCCAAUGUACUCACCCACCAAGGUAGCCGUGCCGGUCAGUGGUUUCCCGAGCAAUGGACAGAUCCACUCCCAGUACCACGGUUACUACGUCAAGGAUGUGAAGAUGUUGCCGCCGGAAGAACCGGUUGACCUGGAGGAUGAUUUCCACCCGUCGAGCCUGGCGCGCUUGCCUCCUCCUCCCAAAAAAACGUGGGCGGCGCCGGCCAAGGUGACGCCGGCGCCGAGUCCUACCCCGGUCCCGCAGAAGGCGAACAGCAGAGCUCCGGAGCCUUCCAAAAUGAAAGUGCCGGAAUCGAGCAAACCGAGGACUUUGGCAGAAACCAAGAAAGCGAGUGUGGAAAUUAGUCCUGAAAUUGUAGAGGAAACGUCGGGUCCUAACUCUAUCCUGGUGUUGCUGGUGAUGCUACUGAACGUUGGUCUGGCUAUCAUUUUUGUCCAUUUCCUCACCUGACCAAAUUUGACCUCAGAUUUACCCCAACUUGACGGCCAAGUUCCUGUCCAUCGGCAAGGGACCUUCAAAACGUGGUCCCAGGACUGAAAAUAGACGAGGGAGGAAAGCAGGACGAGAAGAAAAGAAGAAGCGGGAGAGGAAGACGACGACGUGACUCGCCAUUGGACGGCAGGAGAUUUGAGCCUCCACUUAGAAGGCAGUGAAAGUUGAGGCCAGCGUCUCCGGUUUGGCGACGGGAAAGGAAGCAAACACCUGAGCCCCCACAUCAGGUCACCAAGUCAGGUUACCACGUCAGCGCGCCAGUUAAAUGCGAGCCGGGGCUGCGCUUUACGUAGCUAGUUGUUGUUGUUUUUGUCGUUUUUUGUUGAGAAAAAAAACGUGACAUGUGGAACUUUUCCAAGGAUGCAAUAAAAUCUGUGCCUCGUCCAA